UCUGGAGGGCUACUUUUUUAUUUAUUCUACUCAAAACUUUUUUGUUUUACUUACUGAUUUUAUUUUAUUUUACUUUUUGAUAUGUUUUAGUAUUGUUUAACAUGUUAACAUACGUAAACCAAGCCAAGUUAAUAUAAAACAUAUGUAUGUAAUAAAUAAAUAUUACAAUUGAGACUAAUAGAAUGUGCUGGCACCAUGGAGACCCCUGGCCUAAACAAAUCAAUUAUAUAACGGUGGGAUCCUGAUGCCUCGCUCCCUUUAACACUGGAACAGCUGCUUUAUAAACAUGCUGUGACGUUUACAGCAAUGCAGCCGAAAAUCAGCUGUGUUCAAUGGGAGAGCGAAGCGGAUUGCGCCGCAUAUAGGUCAUAAUAAUUAGGGCGGGUUUACGUUGGCUCACGGUCGGCGAUCAUUCUAAUGCAGGGUUUACACCAAACGCGUUUUGGGCGUCAAAAUCGCGUCUACCGCGCCUAGUUUGGCGCUUGAACACUUUGAAUGCAUUCGCGCGUGUAGAGCGGAGUAGACGCGCGGAAAAAGCAAGAAUUUGACGCGCGUCAGAGGCAAAAUCCGCUUCUUGUGGGAGGGGCAACUGCUGUGCGAGUGUCUGUUUUCAAGAUGGCUAAUGUUAAUCGUGCAUUUAUCGAGAGAGUUACCGCGUUGUAUUUGCUCUGGAGAGCAGAACAGCGGCGUAGAGGUCAGCGUCGCCGUAUUUGGGUCCAUGAGACCAUCCGGAGGCGUACGCAGUUUGGGGAGUAUCAUCAUUUGCUCCAGGAGCUGCGCCUGGAUGACGGCCGCUUUCAGCGGUACUUUCGCCUGUCUCGCGCCCAAUUUGAUGAGCUGUUGUCCCGCGUUGGAGCGAGGAUCACCCUUCAGGACACCAACUACAGACGCUCUAUCCCAGCUGCGGAGCGCCUGUCUAUCUGUCUUCGAUUUCUUGCCACUGGGGACUCAUUCAGGACCAUCGCGUCUAGCUUCAGGGUUGGGGUCGCCACCGUGUGCAAGAUUGUCCCCCAGGUAGUGACUGCCAUCUGGGACUGCCUUGUGGAGGACUACAUGGCUGUGCCCACCACUGAUACCUGGAGGUCCAUUGCAGAGGAAUUUCAGGAGCGUUGGAACUUCCCUCUGUGCUGUGGAGCGGUGGAUGGGAAGCAUGUGGUGAUAAAGGCACCCCCCAACUCAGGAUCCCAGUUCCACAAUUACAAGGGAACCUUCUCCAUCGUUCUCCUUGCAGUUGUGGAUGCAAACUAUUGCUUCCGGGUGAUUGAUGUUGGGGGGUACGGCAGGACCAGUGACGGCGGGAUUCUGGCCAACUCCGCCUUUGGACAGGCUCUCCAGGCUGGCACACUUCAUCUGCCUCCUGACCAGUCUCUACCUGGUGCUGAACAAAGAGGACCCCUGCCCCAUGUCUUCGUGGCUGAUGAGGCAUUCCCGCUGCGGAAGAACCUCAUGCGGCCCUUCCCUGGACACUCCCUUCCUCCAGAGAGGCGUGUCUUCAAUUACCGUCUCUCCAGAGCCCGGCUGGUGGUGGAAGAUGCCUUUGGCAUCCUCUCCUCACAGUGGAGGAUGUACCGGCGGCUCAUCGAGCUCCACCCUGAAGUUGCAGAGAAGUGUGUGAAGGCGACAUGUGUUCUCCACAACUUCAUGAGGUGUUCGAUGGGCACAGAGGCACCUGCUGUGAGGGGUGCAGGAAAUGCUGGUGAGUUGCAAUGGCCAGGUCUGGGUCGGGUUGCGGCAAACAACUCCUCCAGAGAGGCAAUCCGGGUGAGGGAAGUGUUUAUGUCACACUUCUCAGUAGGGGUGCACCGAAAUUUCGGUCGCCGAAAAUUUCGGCCGAAAAUGGCAUUAUCGGUUUCGGGCCGAAAUAAAAAAUCCAGCCGAAAAUGUAAACCGAAAAUGAAUGUCAACCGCGCCCCUUUCAUCUGUGCGCUAGCGCUUGGGUUUCACUCAGCCUCACGGUGAUCAGUCGUCUCCCACCCCUCCCCUUCGUGCUCAAGCAGGUUUCACUCAGGGUCCAGCUGUUUGCACGCGUCUGCAAAGAUUAAGAAUGUCUUGAUGUGUAAACUUUAGAGAGAGUCGCGCUAUGUGUCUCUUACUGUAAUCCAUUAACGUACAUUUGGCGAAUAAAGCAAUGAAACACAACGUAACGUUUUUAUGUGGAGCGACUGUUGCGCUGUUUGGGAUUCACCAUCAGUCUCUGUAUAUGCAUGCGUUUAAGUGCCCUUAAAGCCGAAAGUAUACUAGGGACGUCCGCGUAUGCGCGCCAUCAUUUUCGUCAUCAUUUUCGUGCAGCCCAAAAUUUGAGACCGCACGGACAGUGCGCGUACAGUCCGCGUACAGUCCGCGUACAACAUCGCAUGCGCGUGAAAAUAUUUAGACAGGACACUCCACUACAAACAAUUAUACAAAGGAAAUAGACAGCAUUUGCACACAUACUAUCGUUUUUCUUCUUUAAUUUUAUUUCAUCCAUAAACAGAAAGCUGUGGAGCAUGUUUGUUACCAUAUUGUUUGAUUCCUGUUCUUUGUUGUCUUCUUGUUUGUUCGAAACUGUGUUUGCAAUGGUGGAUCGGUUUCUUUUCUUCACCUAUCCUAAUGUUUUAAUGUACUGUAAAUGUCUCCAAAUCAGUGCUGCACUAGAGUAAUAAUUUGAAUAGAGACGCGUUUAAAAAAAAAACAAGCAAACAUAAAUUCUCUCUGUUAUUGAUAGGGCACAUAUAAACAAAAUUCUCUCCACAGUAUUCUUUUUCUAAUAAAAACAUUUGUUUAUGUCUGUAUAGAUUACAGUCAGAUUAACCUACUGAAGUCUGUGUCAUUAAUGUUGAUCAAACAACCCAUGACAAAGAGACAAAUAGCUCUAAAAAAUAAUAAUAUAUUUAAUUUAUUGUGUUAUGAUUAAUUUAAUUUGAUUUCUGUACCUAAUGCUAAUUUCAGACCUUAUUAAUGUACAACUUUGUUCUCUUUUAUAAAUGUUUGCAAUUUCUUUAUUGUUUAUUAGAUUUUU
Molecule: messenger RNA, 2998 nt
Organism: Misgurnus anguillicaudatus (oriental weatherfish)
Lineage: Eukaryota; Metazoa; Chordata; Actinopteri; Cypriniformes; Cobitidae
Source: RefSeq, a predicted model, not a curated record